Messenger RNA from Astyanax mexicanus (Mexican tetra), 1433 nucleotides. RefSeq names its product 2,4-dienoyl CoA reductase 2, peroxisomal (gene decr2). Bases 126 to 1010 code for a protein of 294 amino acids. Gene Ontology annotation, molecular function: 2,4-dienoyl-CoA reductase (NADPH) activity. The record is from RefSeq and is a predicted model, not a curated record. Gene Ontology annotation, biological process: fatty acid catabolic process. Lineage: Eukaryota; Metazoa; Chordata; Actinopteri; Characiformes; Acestrorhamphidae. The transcript has 9 exons.
GUCCCAGCAGCCCCGCUGCCUCUGACUCGAUUAGUUUGUGUUAACUACAGAAAUUGCAGUUAAUACAGUCUGCUGGAGUGAUUUAUUAAAGCCCGUGUUUGGGAUUGUUUUCCUGGUGUAGGAGAAUGGCAGAAGCUCCGGAGGACGUUCAGAGCGACGAGUGUCUGAGCAGCUACUCACACAUCUACAGCCCAGACCUGCUGAAGGAUAAAGUGGCCUUUGUAACAGGUGGAGGCUCUGGCAUUGGUUUCCGUAUUGCUGAGAUUCUGAUGAGACAUGGCUGUGACACAGUCAUUGCUAGCAGAAACCUAGAGAAGCUCGCUGAGGCAGCAAAAAAGCUGACCAGCGCAACGGGCAGACACUGCUUGCCUCUGCAGAUGGACGUCCGUCAGCCUGAAACCAUCACUGUCGCUGUGGAUGAGAUGCUGAAAGAGUUUGGACGUGUGGACAUUCUUAUCAACAAUGCAGCGGGGAACUUCCUGUGUCCUGCUACCUCUCUCUCUUUUAACGGCUUUAAGACUGUUCUGGAGAUCGACACCAUGGGAACCUUCAACACCAGCAAAGUUCUCUAUGAGAAAUGGUUCAAGGAUCAUGGAGGUUCCAUUGUGAACAUCUCAGCCACUCUGGGCUACAGGGGUCAGGCACUCCAGGUGCAUGCUGGGUCAGCAAAAGCUGCUAACGAUGCCAUGACAAAGCAUUUGGCAGUAGAGUGGGGUCCCAGUGGAGUGAGAGUAAACACAGUGGCACCAGGACCCAUCUCUGGAACUGAGGGCUACCGCCGACUUGGCGGAUCCUUUGCAGAGAAUGCAGGAGCUUUCCGGAGCAUUCCGCUGCAGAGGGCGGGCAACAAGACAGAAAUGGCUCAUGCGGUGCUCUUCCUGGCCAGCCGCGCUGCAUCAUACGUCACUGGUGCCACGGUGGUGGCGGAUGGAGGGGCGUGGCUCACCUCGACCAAUGAUGUGGAGCGUAUGCUGGGUUUCUGGUCAGCAGAGAAGGAGAAGGGCAAAUAACCUGCUUUAAAAAAAGGUGGAAAUGAAAGAUGUGGACAAUCAAUUAAAAAAAAAAAAAAACAGUCAGAUGGGACAUUUAAUCAUUAUAUUCUGAAGACUUUCCAGGUUGGAUUAUAACUAAUUCCUAAAACAUAAAAGCUAAUAGUAAUAAUACAUACAUUUUCCUGAUUUUAAACUACCACAAAUACCAGUGGCAUUUGAGUACUGUCUGUCCUGUUCUUAAUUCUUGAUUUGAUUAGUGUAUCUGUGCCGUUGGGAACACUACAUGUGGAGGAUUUAUAAUAAUGGGAAUAACUGGAGAUAUUGUGGCUUAUAAUGUAUAGAGGAUUGUCAUACAUUUCAUGUGCAUUGUAAAUAUAAUUUCAGUUGAAUAUGGAGUAUUGUAAUUUACAUAAGUUUCAUAAUAAAUCUUUUUAUAAUUCA